Molecule: messenger RNA, 5885 nt
Organism: Pleuronectes platessa (European plaice)
Lineage: Eukaryota; Metazoa; Chordata; Actinopteri; Pleuronectiformes; Pleuronectidae
Product: electrogenic sodium bicarbonate cotransporter 1
Exons: 26
Coding region: 341-3565 (1074 amino acids)
Biological process (GO): transmembrane transport; monoatomic anion transport; regulation of intracellular pH
Cellular component (GO): basolateral plasma membrane; plasma membrane
Molecular function (GO): monoatomic anion transmembrane transporter activity; solute:inorganic anion antiporter activity; sodium:bicarbonate symporter activity
Source: RefSeq, a predicted model, not a curated record
CACGCUGCGCACUCAGAGUCUCCGCGCACGCUUCCACCGAGACACCAAACCUGACAGUUUCCACCCCGGGAUGUGACCGUGGCACAACCUGAGCGAGUCCAGCCCGACAUGAGGAGCGCGCCACACGCGUGACACUCGACCUGCGGAGUCCCCGAGAAGUCCUUCCUGCGAGAGGGAGAGAGAAACUCCUGCCACGACUCCGCUUUGUUAACUUUGGCUCAGCUGCUAAGCGCCACAGCUCCAGAGAAGGCGACGAGCUUCCCAAACACCCGACUACAAGAGGUGAUCUGACGGGAGCAGGAGGACCGCAGGAGUCCAGGCUGGUCGUCGGUGCGUCACCAUGAGUUCCGAGAAGAACAAAAUGGAGGAUGAAGCAGUGUUGGACAGAGGGGCUUCCUUUGUCAAACAUGUCUGCGACGAAGGGGAAGUAGAAGGUCAUCACACCGUGUACAUCGGCGUUCAUGUUCCCAAGAGCUACCAGCGGAGGAGACGACACAGACGCAAGUCGAGCCACAAGGAGAAGCGGGAACGAGCGGAGCACAGCACGGAGGGAUACAAGUCGGAUGGAGAGACCGCAGACGAAUCCACCACCAGCAUCCUCAAACCUCUCAUUUCUCCAGCCGAGCGGAUCAGGUUUAUCCUGGGGGAGGAGGACGAUGGCCCCCCACCACCUCAGCUCUUCACUGAGCUGGACGAGCUGCUGUCCGUGGACGGGCAGGAGAUGGAGUGGAAGGAGACGGCCAGAUGGAUCAAGUUUGAGGAGAAGGUGGAAAAGGGAGGCGAGCGCUGGAGCAAGCCUCAUGUGGCCACGCUGUCCUUGCACAGCUUGAUGGAACUCAAAACGUGCAUCGAGAAGGGCACGAUCCUGCUGGACCUGGAUGCCACCACGCUGCCACAGGUGGUCGAGACCAUCACCGACAGCCAGAUCGAGAGCGGUCAGCUGAAGGCGGAACUGAAGGAGAAGGUCAUGUACACGCUGCUUCGGAAGCACCGUCACCAGACCAAGAAGUCCAACUUGCGCUCUCUCGCAGACAUUGGAAAGAGUGUUUCCAGUGCGAGUAGACUGUUUUCCAACCAGGAGAAUGGUAGCCCGACGACCGCCCAUCGCAACCUCACCUCCAACAGCCUGAGUGACUUCUCUGACAAGCCGGAGAGGGAUCAGCUGAAGAACAAGUUCAUGAAAAAGCUGCCCCGCGAUGCAGAAGCAUCCAACGUGCUGGUCGGAGAGGUUGACUUCCUGGAAACCCCCUUCGUGGCGUUUGUUCGUCUGCAGCACGCCGUCAUGCUGGGGGCUCUUACCGAGGUCCCGGUGCCCACAAGAUUUCUCUUUGUGCUGCUCGGCCCCAAAGGUAAAGCAAAGUCUUAUCAUGAGAUUGGAAGAGCCAUCGCCACCCUGAUGUCAGAUGAGGUAUUCCAUGACAUCGCCUACAAAGCGAAGAACAGAGAGGACUUGCUGGCUGGUAUCGAGGAGUUCCUGGAUGAGGUCAUCGUCCUGCCCCCCGGCGAGUGGGACCCUGACAUCAGGAUAGAGCCGCCCAAGUCGCUGCCUUCCUCAGAUAAGAGGAAGAACAUGUACUCUGGAGGAGAGCCACCCCAUAUGAACGGAGACGCCCCCCAUGAUGCAGGACAUGGAGGGGGAGGAGGUCACCAGGUCGGAGAGGAGCUUCAGCGGACGAGAAAGUUCUGUGGAGGUCUUGUCCUGGAUAUCAAGCGGAAGAUACCGUUUUUCGCCAGUGACUUCUACGAUGCAAUCCACAUCCAGUCUCUGUCGGCCAUCCUGUUCAUCUAUCUGGGCACUGUGACCAAUGCGAUCACAUUCGGAGGCUUACUUGGAGACGCUACAGACAACAUGCAGGGAGUGCUGGAAAGUUUCCUGGGCACGGCGCUGACUGGUGCGGUGUUCUGUCUACUUGCCGGUCAGCCCCUGACCAUCCUUAGCAGCACGGGCCCGGUGCUCGUCUUCGAGAGGCUCCUCUUCAACUUCAGCAAAGAUAACAGCUUCGACUACCUUGAGUUCCGGCUGUGGAUUGGCCUGUGGUCGGCCGUGUUCUGUCUGGUGCUGGUCGCCACGGACGCCAGCUUCCUGGUGCAGUACUUCACGCGGUUCACCGAGGAGGGCUUCUCCGCGCUCAUCAGCUUCAUCUUCAUCUACGACGCGUUCAAAAAGAUGAUCAAGCUGGCCCACCACAACCCCAUCAACUCCGAGUUCAACCACAACUUCGCCACGCUCUACGGCUGCCAGUGCGUGCCUGGCAACUCGUCGGAAAUCCUUAACGUCACUGCCUGGAAUAACGGAUCUGAUGUGGCAGCGAACGCCACCUGGGCGUCCCUGACCAUGGACCAGUGUCUGAAAUACAAGGGGCAGUUGGUGGGAGAGGCCUGUGGCUUCGUGCCUGACAUCACCCUGAUGUCCUUCAUCUUGUUCUUCGGGACCUACACCUGCUCCAUGUGCCUGAAGAAGUUCAAGACGAGCCGCUUCUUCCCCACCACAGUGAGGAAGCUCAUCAGUGACUUUGCGAUCAUCUUGACCAUUUUCCUCUUCUGCGGCGUGGACGCGUUUGUCGGUGUGGACACUCCGAAGCUCAUAGUGCCAAGUGAAUUCAAGCCCACAAAUCCAAAGAGGGGCUGGUUUAUUCCUCCUUUUGGAGGAAACCCCUGGUGGGUGUACCUGGCAGCCAUGCUCCCCGCUCUGCUGGUCACCAUUCUGAUAUUCAUGGAUCAGCAGAUCACCGCGGUGAUCGUCAACAGGAAGGAGCACAAACUCAAGAAAGGGGCAGGCUAUCACUUGGACUUGUUCUUGGUGGCCAUCCUGAUGAUCAUCUGCUCUUUCAUGGGUCUGCCGUGGUACGUGGCGGCCACAGUCAUCUCCAUCGCCCAUAUCGACUCUCUGAAAAUGGAGACCAAGACGUCGGCCCCUGGGGAGCAGCCUAAAUUCCUGGGUGUCAGGGAGCAAAGGGUCACGGGGAUCUUCGUGUUCCUCCUCACAGGACUCUCCGUCUUCAUGGCCCCCAUCCUCAAGUUCAUUCCCAUGCCUGUGCUCUACGGUGUGUUCCUCUACAUGGGCGUGGCGUCGCUCAACGGUGUCCAGUUCAUGGACCGUCUGCUGCUGGUCCUGAUGCCAGCCAAGCACCAGCCGGACCUCAUCUACCUGCGACACGUCCCCCAGAGACGCAUCCACCUGUUCACCUUCAUCCAGGGCCUGUGUCUGGCCCUCCUCUGGAUCCUCAAGUCUACCGUGGCCGCCAUUGUCUUCCCGGUCAUGAUCUUGGCUCUGGUUGCUGUGCGCAAGGCCAUGGACUACCUGUUCUCCCAGCAUGACCUGAGCUAUCUGGACGACGUCAUUCCAGAGAAGGACAAGAAGAAGAAGGAGGAUGAGAAGAAGAAGAAAAACAAGAAGAAGGGAAGCAUCGACAGCGAAGCUGAUUUCUCUGACUACCCCUACAAUGAAAAUGUCCCCAGUAUAAAAAUCUCUAUGGAUGUGCUGGAAAAGGAGCCCAUGUUGGGGGAUAAGUCUUUGGAUAGAGAUGAAUCACAGACUCUCCUUAACGCGCACUCGCCAUGCUGAGCAUUACUUUGAAUCUCCCACAGUGGCUGAGUAAUCUUGAACGAGGGUCGUACACCAAAGGUUUGCCUCAGAUUCGAAUAGGCCGCAACACUGAGGAUAACGGCUUCAUCUGGAGGAGGGGCUCCGACACUGAUCUGUGAAAUGAAUUUGUCCAAAGAAUUUGUCCAAAGAACCUAUCAGAACCGACGUGAUUUAACAAACCCAGCCUCUCCUUUAGAGCCAAAUUCAAACGGAAUGGAGGCAUUUGUCCUAAAACUGGUACUGAAUUUUAAUACGGGGCCAUUUGACUGUUCUUCGUAUGCGUGAUUUCCCCGUAGAAAACAAAAGGGCUCAUCAAAGUCAUGUGUGUGCAGUUUUUAUGGGACAUUAAUAAGAUAUUCAUGUGUACGCUAAUAAUUUAUUAAGCAUCUGGCUAAACAUGUACAAUCAUCAAAGAGGUGCAGCAGGGUAUGUAGGUUAGAUGGCUUCACAACAUACUCAUGAAUUUUUAUACAAUUCUCUACAUUUCCACAGGCGCUGAAGUGCUCUUUUUGUCUUAUCAAUUUAUUUCCAAAGAACAUAGAUCAUAGUAGUUCGGUUCUUUUCCCUCCAGGAAUUAUUUCUAAUAUUUCUUGAAGGUUUUGACUCGUAACUGCUGGAGUUUUGAGAUUCAGACAUAUCGCAGGUGUUAAUUGUACUCAAUCGCGAGAGCUGCCGACACGCACGUGAAAUCCUCCAUUUUUAUACUUGCAGUGAACAAAAGGGCUAGGAGAGGUCAUCUAUGCACAGACAGGAGCAGACAUUCAUUUUGUAACUAUGGGCAUAUUUUAAACGCAUAUUAUUUAUCCAGCAGCCAUCCAUGGCUGCAGAUUCGUACGCAACAGCAUACAAUGUUUCUUCAACACCAUACAGACUGGAACUCCUGCUCGUUUUCUAAAUCUUUUCUUUUCUUUCUUUCCUCGUUUUUUUUUAAAUUAUAUUUAUUUUAUUUAAACGCUUGAAUCUUACUUAUGGCUUUUACUUUUUACUUCCCCAUUUGUGCAAACAUUUUCCUGUGGUCUAUAUCCACUCUGCUGUCAUUUUCCUGUUGUAGGGAGAUAAUACUGUAGAUGUAUUAUACCUGUAUGUAGCUCUACCUCUUUACUGUAGGUGCCAGGCAUACUAUAUGGAUAUUAACAUCUGUUUUUAAUUAUUUGUGAUCAAACACUGAUUUUGUUUUUUUCCAAUUGGCACUGCAUAGGAUCUUCGAUUCCUGUUCCGACACCUAAGAUAUUAUAUUUUAUUCAGGUUUUUUCUCAAAAUGACCUAAUUUAAGAUUUUAAGUUUUUCAACCAAAAAGGCGCAUCUUAAAAACUCUUCUGAGUACAGACACAGGGAAACUAAAACAAAAUGGCAUUAUCUUUAAAUAAAGUGUCAUUAUUUAAUGUUAUCAUGUGCUGACGGGGCAGAAGUGAUGUCCUGUCCCCUUCUCACCCGCCUGAAUGAUUCAGUUUAAUCUUGACCAAGAAUUCAACCCUCAAAGUCUACUUAAGUUGAAUUUUCCUUUUGAAAUGUGAUUAUAUUUAAAAUGUGAUGUUUCAAUCUUUGACUACAUUUUUAUUUGAUUUUUAAUGUUUUUUGUGUAUUUUUUUUUAAAUGAAAAUCAACAAUCACUGUGAGCUAAUGCAAUGUUUCGCUCCUGGAAGAACUCCUGCUUCAUAGUGUGCAGAGUAAAAAGGGCUUCACUAUGAAACCGAUUAUUUAGCUGUGACAAUCGUUAAUGCAUCAUCAUCUAAAUUCUCUGUAGUGACGGUUCGAUGAGCAGUGAAACACACAGGUCUUAAAUUUUGCAAUAUCGUGUGAAGUCUUUAUCGUGCUCUUCUCCCUGAUUGAAGUUAAACACUGUAAUAGAAUCAGUCAAUUUAAGAUAUUCUUAUUGCACAUUUGAAUGUAAUGCAUCUCCAUCCAUUUUGAAAUGUUUCUGUAUUUCUUUGAAGACAAUCACGUGUACAAUCAGUGCAGUUGUAGUGCAAAUAUAAGGGCUUUUGAUUCCUGCUUUUCCAAAUCGCAUCAGUAGGUGUCGCUGUGAAGUACGAGACCGUUAAAGUUGCUUCGAACCCCAAAAUCUAAAAACCACAUUGUCUUCCACUUUGUUCUGUGAACUGUAUAAUCUUGAUUUUUAGACCCGCUGAUUAUAUAAUCUAUGUAUUUUUUGUUCGUAAUCUAAAAACCGAUUUUAUACAAGCAUCAAAUGAUACAAUGGGUUACUUGGAAGGAAGCAGAGUCGGCGGGAUUUUUUUUUUUAUAACUGUUGUUUUUGUAUGAGAGCAAUAAAACAGUCCAGAUGAUUCUUAAACACUCA